GGUAAUCAAACUUUGUCCAGAUAUAAAGAAGUCUGCUUUGCGAAAGCAAACAUUAAUCUUUCAUCUAAUAUUAUUCUUCUGUUUAUAUUUCCAUUGAACACAGUAUUGUUUUCUCCAUUCAUCAUUUAAUGACAUUUAUUAAAUUUAAAAUAGACUUCUAUAUGUGACAAAAAUAAAAAAAAAAAUUAUCUUUCACGUUAAAAAAAUUAAUCGUUAAGUUUUUUCUUUUCUUCCAAUAAUUCAACUAUACAUAUUGCAUUAUUAGAGAAAAAAAAAUGACAAGAGACACACAUGUUAUUGGGAUAAUUGAAACCAACACAAAUAAAGAACCAUCGCCCAUAGGAUUUCUUUCAUCCUAUUUGCCAAGUUCAUCAAAAAAUAUUACUAUUGAAAGAAAUGAAAAUUUUUCUCCACCAUAUCCAAUUAAUGCGGCAUCAAAUGGAUUGUUUCCUAUUCCAAUUAUUCCAAGGGGAACAAAUUCCAAUGAUAAUUUAACUAACGUAAAACGCAAUGAAAUUUUAGUUCUUCCAUCAGCACCAAUAAUAUUUAAUCCUAAUGAUGAGAAAGAAAGAAAAAAUUAUGAAAAACAAGAAAUUGAAAAUGAAAUAUCAAAAUUGAAAAUUCAAAUGUUGAAUAAAUCUGAUGAGGAGAAAAGCAUUUUUCUAAACAGUCAAUAUGAAGUGUUACAAAAAAUUGAUAGUAUUAAAUUUAGAUUAUCUCCUGAGGAAAAAAAUGAUUUUCAGAAAAAAAUGAAAGAAAUUGAUGAUAUUCGAAUGUUAAAUACAGAAAUGAAAAGUUUACAUCAAUUUUAUGAGGAAAUUGAUACAAAAGACAGUAAUGAUGAAGCAAUUAAAAAAUGUUCAUUCGAUAUAUCUUCGCUAUUACCAAAAUUUCCCCAGUUGGUGAUUGAUAUUGUUAUUUGUGUAAAAGGAGCAAUGCAAGGUUUAAUGAAUGUUUCAGGAGCAACUUUCUUUAUAAUUUCUUUAAGCGCUUCACUUUUCACAGCAUAUUUCUUGCUUUUAUUUUGUACAUGUAGACGAACAAAAAAAAUCCGUAUUUCUGAAUUUCUUCACAGUCUCAUGUAUACAAUUCUCUUUUUGAUUGUUUCAAUUUUUUCCAAUGCCGAUGAACAACUUAGAGCAUUUGGAUUUUUAGCAUCAGUGCCGUACGGAAGUGAAAUUUCAGGUUGUUGGCCAUUUAUUCAGAGAAGAAUAUUAUACUUGCAAAGAAUAUUUUACUUUGUGCUUUUGUUAACAUUUUCAUAUCCUGUUGUAAGUACGAUCAUAUUAUAAAGGGUGUGGCAUUAUCACACCCUUUAUGAAACACCUUUAAUAUUUUGUAAAAUAUGCACCAUACGAAAUCCAGGACUCGUUUACUAUAAUAUAUUUUUUAAACCCAACAACUUUUUGUUUAAAACAUUUUGCAACAAUAUAAUGCAUUUAUAUUUUAAAAAAUAUUUAAGGGGUUCCUUACAAAGCUAGUAAAAUUCUUGAUAAUCUUGUCGAAUAAUGAUGAUAUUUAUGUGCAUGCAUAAUAAUAAGUUACAAUAAAU
This is a messenger RNA of Leptopilina heterotoma, 1552 nucleotides long. RefSeq lists its product as uncharacterized. Bases 276 to 1292 code for a protein of 338 amino acids. The record is from RefSeq and is a predicted model, not a curated record. The transcript is spliced from 6 exons. Lineage: Eukaryota; Metazoa; Arthropoda; Insecta; Hymenoptera; Figitidae.